AUGUAUAAAGUAAUAUUGUGCGUUCUCAGUUGUUAUGUGAUAGGUUCUCAGUCGGCUGCAGCGCCCUUCAUAACUCCCUGCAAAAUCGGUGACAAUGAAUGCUUGGUAAAGGCAGCGCAAGCCGCCGUCCCGUACUUUUCUGCCGGAAUCCCCGACCUGGGCGUCCCUCCAGUAGACCCUCUCAUCAUUGACGAUGUCAACGGUGAUAACGGCGACUUGAAACUACAAUUUAAAGAUAUGAAGGUCGUGGGAUUGGCGCAGUGCAAGUUCAUUUCUGCUUCGCUCUCAGAUAAAAAGAACUUGGAAUUUGUGAUCGAGUGCCCCAUCGACGCCGUGGGUAAAUACACUCUGGGCGGCAAACUCGCCGUGAUCGCCGUUGAGGGAGAUGGCAACUUUGAAAUUAAAACAGGUAAUCUUGUCUAA
Messenger RNA from Hyposmocoma kahamanoa, 423 nucleotides. Its product is annotated as protein takeout-like. Bases 1 to 423 code for a protein of 140 amino acids. Lineage: Eukaryota; Metazoa; Arthropoda; Insecta; Lepidoptera; Cosmopterigidae. The record is from RefSeq and is a predicted model, not a curated record. The transcript is spliced from 3 exons.